AUGCCCUCGCAACUUACAACGCAGACGUUGCAAGCAGCCGCCCUCUCAGCGGUAUCUAAUCUACUGGCGCAAGGAAUCAAAGCAUACCAAAGUGGUACUGGUCUAAACCUCGUCAGUCUGGCGCAAUUCGUUGUAUUCACACUCAUUUCCUGCCCUCCGAACUGCUUGUGGCAGCAGUACCUGGAAGAGACGUUCCCUGGGUAUGGCGUCGCAGCAGACGGUAGCCGACAGCUGAACAAACGCAACACGGCUAUCAAGUUUGGCCUUGAUCAGACGCUGGGAUCGGUCGUCAAUGUGGCGACUUUCAUCGCAUUCUUUGCAUUUGUCAAUGGGAAGGAUGCUGCGGGCGUACAGCGUGCAGUGUCGAGGGAAACUUUUCCAUUGAUGAAGGCUGGCUGGAAACUCUGGCCAUUGGUGAGUAUUCUCAACUUCACGAUCGUUCCAGUGCACCGAAGAAUUCUAGUCGGGAGCGUGGUUGGUCUGUUCUGGGGAAUAUAUCUCUCUUUGAUUGCGGCGAAAUAA
Molecule: messenger RNA, 522 nt
Organism: Cyphellophora attinorum
Lineage: Eukaryota; Fungi; Ascomycota; Eurotiomycetes; Chaetothyriales; Cyphellophoraceae
Product: PXMP2/4 family protein 3
Exons: 4
Coding region: 1-522 (173 amino acids)
Cellular component (GO): cytoplasm; membrane
Source: RefSeq, a predicted model, not a curated record